GGCUGAUUUGUCACUUAUGUCAUAAGUUGUCGCUCUGAAUUUGAAAAAUGUAGAAAAUAUUCUCGAAAACUGGUGUAAAUUCAUAGGAAAACUGGUGCAACGCAAUUUAUUAACAACCAAAUCCGCACGUUCACGAGAUAAAUACCACAGCCGCUAACAGUGUAAACAUAAAAUAAUGUGUUGACUUAAAACGCAACACAUUGCACACAUUUUUCAACUGCAUCCAUGUGCCAGGGCGGUUUUAUUAUAUUUAUACACACUAGAAAAUGAUCGUUUCGACCACAACUAUGAAUUGUUUGGCUAGGAGGGUCCUGAAAUGUCGCGUUUCGAGCUUCAAGGAUUUGCCUGUGUGUUCGGUGUUACCACCAAUGUGCCAAUACAGUAUUUUACACAAACACACAAGGUACGACAAAACGACGCACGAAUCUCUAGUCAAAAGUGUUUGGUCCAAUUAUGCACACGUUAAAUGGUAUUCCACAAGUGACAAAAAACCAGACCCAAAAAGCGAAAAUAAGGAAGUAAAACUGACACUAUUCAAAAGGUUUAAGCAAAUGUACAGGGAGUACUGGUAUGUUUUGGUGCCUGUACACUUGGUCACGUCUGCUGCAUGGUUUGGAGGCUUCUACUACCUAGCAAAAAGUGGGGUAGAUGUCCCAGCACUUUUGGAGUCGAUGAGUGUGAGCGAAACCAUUACGAAACCCCUGAAGGACUCGAAAAUGGGAUACAUGGCCAUUUCUUAUGCCCUGUACAAAAUCGCCACACCAGCAAGAUACACGGUAACGUUGGGAGGCACCACCGUUGCGAUUAAUUAUUUAAAACGGUGGGGUUGGGUCAAACCUGUUCCUAGUCGCGAGGCUCUCAAGGAAAUGUAUAAUGAAAGGAAGGAUAACAUUAUAGAGAACGUCCUGAGCAAAAAGGAGAACUUGCUGAGCAACGUCAAGGAGAAGAGGGACGAACUGAAGAUGCGCAAGGACGGGAUCAUGGAAAACGUGAAGAGCUUACCUAAAAUGAAUAGUUGUAAAAAGAACAACUGAGUAUUUUAUGCGUAUUUUUAUAAAGUUUGUAUUAUGUAUAUCAGUAAAUAUACGCCUGUUAUAUAACACAUGUUUUGUAUUGAGGAUGUGCAAUUUGUAGAUGGACUUUGUUGAUGAUAAAAUGUUAUAUGGAUUAUGGCUUCUGUCA
Molecule: messenger RNA, 1182 nt
Organism: Aethina tumida (small hive beetle)
Lineage: Eukaryota; Metazoa; Arthropoda; Insecta; Coleoptera; Nitidulidae
Exons: 2
Coding region: 267-1034 (255 amino acids)
Cellular component (GO): mitochondrion
Source: RefSeq, a predicted model, not a curated record